AUGCUUGGAAAAAUUGUCCUAGAGGAAGCAUAUGAACGCGCUGGCCUGGAGGAGCAUUCGAAGCGAGAGGCCAGCUUGUACGUCGCUCCUUGGGACCGUGAGCGCUACAUGCGCCAGAUCCAUGAUAUCAACCGGGAACAUCUCCAAUUAUCCAAUGAACAUGGUAUCGGAUAUAUGUUCGUCUCCUUGACUGUCCCCGAGAUCCAGGGCAUUACUGUUGAGCAGAUCAAGGACCACCGAGACCGCUUGGGCCCUUUUGUCUGCCUGUCAAUGCAUUUCCAGGCUGGCCAGAAGAUUCGCCGCUGCGUCAAGCAUCUCAGCUUCCACGGCGCUUUGUUGUGUGACUUCCAACAUGACGGUCCGAAUGGCGAAAUAUACCUCUUCUACGGCCAACCUCAGUACGAUGCCUUUUGGAAGGUCCUCACGGACCUCAACGUUCCCCUUUAUAUCCACCCUGCAGCAAAAAAAUCAAAGCUUAUCUUUGGUCAUCAGGAAGAACACAUUCCCUUUGGCUUUUGGCGUUUAAACAACUGGUUCGAGGAUAUCGAGAAGCCCGUUGCUAAUGAGAAGGGUAAAAUCAUGUGCAAGAAGACCAUUUAUGAUUAUUCCAAGCAGAACAUCUAG
Molecule: messenger RNA, 624 nt
Organism: Aspergillus thermomutatus
Lineage: Eukaryota; Fungi; Ascomycota; Eurotiomycetes; Eurotiales; Aspergillaceae
Exons: 3
Coding region: 1-624 (207 amino acids)
Biological process (GO): secondary metabolic process
Cellular component (GO): cytosol; cytoplasm
Molecular function (GO): carboxy-lyase activity
Source: RefSeq, a predicted model, not a curated record